Messenger RNA from Penicillium roqueforti, 1227 nucleotides. Its product is annotated as serine/threonine-protein kinase. Gene Ontology annotation, molecular function: protein serine/threonine kinase activity; ATP binding. The record is from RefSeq and is a predicted model, not a curated record. Bases 1 to 1227 code for a protein of 408 amino acids. Gene Ontology annotation, biological process: protein phosphorylation; intracellular signal transduction. NCBI's taxonomy places the organism in Eukaryota, Fungi, Ascomycota, Eurotiomycetes, Eurotiales, Aspergillaceae. The transcript is spliced from 2 exons.
AUGCUACCCACACCACCACCCUCGCCGGUGCCCCGACGCUAUGCGCCCGAAGAUCGCCUAGGACUCGUAUUAGCCAACCGGCUGGAACUCACCAGAGUCCUGGGCGUCGGAGCCUAUGGCGUCGUUUACACCGCCGUGGACAUUCACACCAACGAGGUCUAUGCCGUCAAGGUUCUCUGCAAGGAUGGUCUGGAUGCCCGCCAACUCAAGUUCCAGCAGCGCGAGAUCAGACUCCACCACCUGGCCAGCCAACACCGCAAUGUGGUUCCCUUGGUUCGCAUCAUGGAUUCCGUGGAUUGUACCUACGUCGUUAUGGAAUAUUGCCCAGAAGGAGACCUGUUCUCAAACAUCACCGAUAAGGGAAACUUUGUCGGCAAUGACUUUUUGGCCAAGAGUGUGUUCCUCCAGAUCCUGGACGCUGUACAAUUUUGCCAUACGCUGGGAAUCUACCACCGGGACCUCAAGCCGGAGAAUGUCCUGGUGACCGAAAAUGGAAUGACCGUCAAGCUUGCCGACUUUGGCCUGGCCACGACUGAUUAUUAUACGACCGACUUUGGAUGUGGUUCCACCUUCUACAUGUCACCUGAAUGCCAACAAGCCAACGCUCGACCCUUGUCCUGCUACAUGUCCGCUGCCAACGACGUCUGGAGUCUGGGCGUGAUUCUGGUCAAUCUAACCUGCGGUCGCAAUCCAUGGAAACGUGCCUCGAUUGAGGAUUCCACAUUCCAGGCCUACCUCAAGGACCCCUUCUUCCUGAAAACUAUUUUGCCUCUCUCCUCCGAGAUGGUUAGUAUUCUCAGCCGUGUCUUUGAGAUUGACCCAAUGAAGCGGAUCUCCAUCCCAGAGCUGCGCCAGCUCAUUCUGGAGUGCCCCCGUUUCACGGAGAAUCCCAUGGUCCCAACCCCCUGGGUGCCGGAGCAGAUCGACUACAUUCCCCAGCCCCAGAUGCCAUUGUUCAUGGCCCCCAUGGAACCCCUGUAUGCCCAGACCUCAGGCUCGUCCUUGGACUCCGCGCAAUACUCGGCCUUCUCCCAGUCUGCUGCUUCCGUCGGUUCGGCCAUCACCGAGGAUUACUCGGAUUUCGAUACCAUGUCGCCUGCAGUCUCGCAGCAGAUCCCCGAUUACAAGGGCUUCCCUUCUGUCUGCGCGGAACCCUUCUUUCCCGCGGAUCCCUUUUCUUACGGCCUCAUGCACCCUAACCUCCAGGGCCUCGAGAUCUCCGUCUAA